AUGACGGUCACAGUGGUGUAUGAUAAUUCAGAGGCAACAGAGCUCUGUGCGGCUCAGCACCUCUACCUCAAGCCCAUAGCAAAGUUGAUGAUCAAUGUAUUGCUCCCUGAGAGCACGGAACCCAUGAGGCCCUUCUCUAACUGGGAAGUUCUUGACCAGCUGAAGAGCCUGAUUUGUCCUGACCAGUUCACCACAGUGCGGCUCUCCAAGAGCACUAAGGACUUCAUCCGAUUUGAGGGGGAGGCUGAAACUCGAAGUUUGGUUCAGAUCCUGAAGGCCAAGUUACACGGGAAGAUCAUCAAGCUAAGCGGUUUGAAAACAGACUUAAGAGUAGUGGCCACAGAUGCCCAGGGGGAGUGGGAACACUUCCCCAAAGAAAAGGGGGCUCCGUUGGCUGAUGGGUCUGAAGAGCAGGACCACGAUAAGAGCCCAGAUUCCAUAUACUUCGAAGGCCUGCCCUGCAAGUGGUUUGCACCUAAAGGUUCCAGUGGGGAGAAGCCGUGUGAAGAGAUCCUUCGGGUGGUCUUUGAAAGUUUUGGGAAGAUCAAGAAUGUGGAUAUUCCGAUGCUCGACCCCUACCAAGAAGUCAUGACUGGUGGGAGCUUUGGGGGGUUCAGCUUUGGCUUGCAGACGUUUGAGGCCUUUAUACAGUACCAGGAGUCAACUGACUUUGUAAAGGCCAUGGAGUCCCUCCGCGGGAUGAAGCUGAUGCUUAAAGGAGAUGAUGGGAAAGCUCUGGCAUGUAACAUUAAGGUUAUGUUUGAUACAACCAAACACUUCAGUGAAGGAGCUAUAAGGAGGAGAAAUCAAGAAAGGCUGAAAUUACAAGAGCUGGAGGAAGAAAGGAAAAAAGAAAAGAAGAGAGAAGAGGAAGAGGCUGAAAGAAAGAGAAAAGAGGAGGAGAGGAAAGCCCAGGAAAAGAGGAGAAAAGCCAGAGUCAGGAGGCGCGCCCCGAAGGAAAGGGACAGACACCGGCAAAGGAGACGGAAGGGCAGUGCCAAAGCGGAGGCCCGUCAGGUUUUGUCUGGGUACACGAAGGGUCAUGUGCUUUUGAAGGGGUCUAUACAAUUUAACCCACGGGAGGUAGAUGUUGCAGUCUCCAAAGCUAAUCGUGCUCCGAGGACCACACUGGGAGCUCUGAAGAAAGAAGAGUUAAACACUCAGUAUCUUCAAAAUCAGGAGGAAAUGCCAAGAUAUCAGGUUUCCAAGUCAGAUAACAAGCGAAAACAAAAAAUGAAGGGAAGAGCUACGGCUCACUUACGUAAAUCUUCCCACCACCUUGGGGGAAAAAAAUUAAGAUAUUCAGCUAGAAAAGAGAGAACUGGAAAAUUAUUAUCCAGUGAAUACAAUCACAGUUUGCUCCCUGAUCGGAAUUCUUUGCAAAUUGCAAUGAUUCAAGGUCAAUCUCUUGUGAAAGAAGACUACCAUGGUUCUAAUAAAUCCUAUUCUUCCAGAUUAGUUGAGAGAGACCAUGGCAGGAAACAGAAGAUCUAUGAAACAGAUGAAUUUAUUGACUAUCUUCUUAACUAUUAUCAAACUCCAAAAUAUGCCCGUAUCUGCCUAGAACCAAGUCACAUAACAAGCACAUGUCAGUGGCACAGGGCCGUCCAUGCGAAAGGAAGUGGAUUUCAAAUCACUUUGAGAAAACAUAAGCGUCAUUUAACCAGUUUGAGCCAAAUGCAAAACCUAGAUAGGAGAGAACAGGUGCAAGAAGUUGAUUCCUGCACAAAGAUUUGUACUCAGGAUCCUGAGCAUAAACGACAAAAGAGGGGAAAAGUGGAUUAUGCCAAAGAAUGUAGAAUGUUUAAGGGGUUUAAACAUCAUUGCAAGGACACAGUAUGUGAAGCUGGUGAUCGGCCAUCCCCAGCUUUUGGAAAGAGCCAUCUGUUGGAACAGACUCAUGCUUACCAGGUCCAAGAUUCCAUAUCCACAAGUCAAAGCCAAGUUUCCUCGCCCAACAGGUCAGCAGACUUUGAUUUGAGGUUGACAGAUUUCUUAGAGGAAAUUAGCAGUGAUUCUGAAUGUUUCAGUGAAAUCCUUAGUAUAAACAAAGAGGAGAAAGAGAAAUCUGUGGCCACAUAUGAUAGCUCCCCAGAAAAGGGAUCUCUUGACACUGAUGAAAUCAUCACUUGCGAUCCAGAAAUUAGGUCAAGUCAGCAAACCUUGUAUUCAGAGUGGAAACAUGAGGAGGAAAAAUACUCUAAAUACGAGCUUAGGAAACCAGGCAGGAGGUCCAAUUAUGAACUGAGAUGUUCAUGGCUUGAGGGUGAAAACAAUUCUAUUAGAGAUGAGAAGAGCAACAGCAGAAAGAGGGAAAUAUUGGCCCCCAAAUACUUACUUGAUAAAAGCUACCACCACGAAUCCAGUGCCAGUGAUCAAUUAGACACUGUCACAAGAAAGAGGAUGCAGUUUAGUGAUAGUACAUUUAACCAGAAAGUGAACUAUAGGCCCUUUCAUGAGCCAAUAACAUCAUCAAAAAGUGCUAAUGCUUCCUAUUUGGGGGAUUUUCCCAAAAGAAGAGAGGCUCCACGGCAGUCAGAAUAUAACCAGGAUGCAAGGAGGUUUAAAAGAUAUGAGAAUUCUGAAGAUUUCAUACUGAAUUCUGAUAAUUGCUAUAUCAGACAUAACAGUCAGGAGCACAUUGACUACGGAAGCUAUUUAGGAAACAACCACGCUAGUUCUUUAUAUUUUCAAAUGUUUUGA
Molecule: messenger RNA, 2703 nt
Organism: Lipotes vexillifer (Yangtze River dolphin)
Lineage: Eukaryota; Metazoa; Chordata; Mammalia; Artiodactyla; Lipotidae
Product: putative splicing factor, arginine/serine-rich 17B
Molecular function (GO): RNA binding
Source: RefSeq, a predicted model, not a curated record